UCUGUCCAAAUCCCAAAGCUCUCUCUUCUUCAACAUCUCUGUCUCAAGACUGAAGCAACAAAUUUGCACCCUUUCCUCAGUCCUCACUCUCCUCAGCAUUUUAACCACUGUUCUUGCUUCAAAAAGCAUUUUCUAGUCAAGCUUCUCAUUUAGUUCCCCAUCUUUUUGAACUGCCAUAACUGUCUUCUUGCAUAUGUUCUCUCAGUCUUUUGAUCACCACAUUAUGUUUGUGAUUGUUACCCUUUUUUCCUAGUUCUGAAAUUUGGAGUUCUUAAAGGUGUAGAAAAAAGAUGGGAGGAGGAGGAGCAGAAGAGGGAAUGGGAUGGUCACCAAAUGGUGCACCACUUUACAUACAAAAAGAUGAUCACUGGAGGCACUUUGAUAACUCAGUCAAUGCUGUGUCUUUUGGGUUUGUGGCCACUGCAAUUCUCAUCUCAAUGUUUCUAGUAAUGGCGAUCUUUGAGAGGUUCCUCAGACCAACAUCAGCAGCUUUGACACCGUCUGCUGGGCGCAGACAUCCUCAUGACAUCGAGUCCCAUAUUGGGUUUGCAGGAAAACUUUGUCAUCCAUCACCCAAAAUGCCUAUAAGUGCCAGAGAGGUGUCUGUUCUAAUGCCUGGAGAAGACAUGCCUACCUUUAUAGCGCACCCUGCUCCUGCGCCUUGUCCUCCUGAGCGAAUUCGAUGGCCUUCUCAUCAACAUCAUUCCUUUCCAAAGAGCGCCAUGGACCCAAAUGCAAGUACAUCCUCAGGCUCAAUGUGACAGCAACAAACUUCCAACCAAAAAAAAAAAAAAGGCUUCAAAGUUUCCAUCUUUACUAUCACUUUGCAAGCAACUGGUGCAGCAGUCACGUGCACGAGUAAAAACUGUUGGUGAAUAUAAAUCGUGCCUUUUUCCCUACAGGCUCUUCAAAUGUUGUAUAUAUCAUUUAGG
Coffea eugenioides is the source of this 932-nucleotide messenger RNA. RefSeq lists its product as uncharacterized. Lineage: Eukaryota; Viridiplantae; Streptophyta; Magnoliopsida; Gentianales; Rubiaceae. Bases 291 to 761 code for a protein of 156 amino acids. The transcript is spliced from 2 exons. The record is from RefSeq and is a predicted model, not a curated record.